AUGCUUGUCGAAGGGCUUGGUGCACCAGUUGGAAGUGUUAUUGUUAGGACAAAGAGCUUCAUUGACACCGCAAGGAUUUUGCGAAAAACUUUAGGUGGGGGGAUAAGCAGCUUAUAUAACUGCCUUGAAGAAGCUCUGCAAUCAUCCAAAGAUCUGGAUCUUGGACCGGUGGAUGAUGACCUGGUUGAAGUGUUAGGAAAGAUGCAAGUCUUGGCCUGUUUGUUGGCCCAUCUUUACACCGGACAAAAGUUGCAGGAUGGGUCCACAUCAAUCAACAUAAUACAAAAGUUGGUCAACUGCUUCAAUGAUCCAUCAAAGGAUGAGUUUGCAUUUCUUUUCGGCAGCAAAGUUGGUGGUUGUGACCUCAACUUGAUAGUUCUAGAAGCAUCCGACCAAUCUUCACAACCCAGGCGCAAGCUCUUCGUCCCAGGUUUCACUGCCUCACCGACUGUCAUCGACUUCUAUUCACCAUUGCAGCAGCAUAGCCUCCACUACGACCCAGCAAGGCAGCGGUCUUCUCCAUCGCCACCAUUUCAUGGGUUUAGUCUCCCUUCCAGAAAGCAAACGUUGAAUGAUGGACACAGAUCAGUAGAGACUCACAGACAUGUUUCUGUGGAGGUAUGCCAUGUUAUCGGUCAUCAGGUGUUCGAUGACGCCUUUGUUAUCACUUUCAGGGACAUAACUAGGAGUGUCAUAUUAAUGAAAUAUAUGUUCUUGAUAGCAUAA
Messenger RNA from Lactuca saligna, 726 nucleotides. The record is from the annotation of a GenBank genome assembly. Lineage: Eukaryota; Viridiplantae; Streptophyta; Magnoliopsida; Asterales; Asteraceae.